AGCUUUUACAGGAGCCAGCUUACGUGCACCAUAUCGGUAGGAAGCAAGAAUCGGAAAUCAAUCGAUUGCAUGGGAGUCGCAGCUAAAGGAAUGUACCGCGCUCUGUCACCUGGAUGGUGAUUGUCCUGAAACCGAAAAGUGCUGUACUUAUGGCUGCACAGCAGGCAGUGUGUCUUGCCAAAAGGAAGAGAUCCGCGAUUGUUGCCAAUACCGGGCUCCAUCUCUGUCCAAGAACGGAAGAGGAAACGCUCAAUUAUCAUACGCUGGGUGAUGCAAAAGCUCACUCGGGAGCAAAAUGCUGCCAAUUCAAACCUUUAUGUGGUGCAAUGGCGAGAAACAAGCCAUACGCAAUAUUGAAACAUCUGCUCUCACCUGGACGGUACUAUGAGUUCCGCGUAGGAGCUGUGAGCAUCCAUGGCAGCCUUGGAUUCAGCCAACCGUCACAGCCUUUCAAGCUCUCCAAAGAAGCCCGCGCACCUUCACCACCUCGUGACAUCUCUCUGGGGGCUUCCCGUCUCACUCCUAUAGGUUUAUGGAAUCAAAUAUUGCAGUGGACUCCAACCACAAGCGAUUUACCCAUCAAGAGUUAUCAGCUAUCCUGGGCUGUGUCCUCACCUUCUGAAGCAAAUGCGUUCGAGGAGAUGAUGCGACGUCGCGCCACACUUACGACACAUGAAAAGCGAAGUCUUGACGAGGAAGAAGAGGCGUGGGGCAUCGACGGACGGGAUAGGCAUUCUGUAAUUGUGCCAAGCCACACCACUCAGUCGGAAUUGUCAGGACUGUUUCCAAACUCCGUCUAUAUCGUUGAGUAUCUACAGCAACAGUUACGAUACGAGAAAGCGCGUGAACGUGAACAAAUCGAACGUCGAGCUCGAGAAGAAGAGAAUCUUCUAAUUCGAGAAGAGCAGGAACGACUUCGACGUCUGUUCGAGCGUGAACGAGCCGAGCGAGAACGCCUCGAGCAGAUCCGACGACGAGAGGCCGAGGAACGUGAACGACUUCUACGACAACAUCGUCAAGAGGAACAAGAACGGGCCAGAAGGGCUGAGGAAGAAAAGCGAUUGCGUCAGUUGCAGCGUACACCUGCUAAAAUGGAUGCAGCUAGGACCUACGAUGAGGUAAUAGUGUUUGAGACACUGCGCAGAAAGGACGUCAUUCUGGACUUGUCCGGAUCCCGAAAUCCGGACGCGAAUGCCCGAAAACAACGGGCAUGGAAGGAAGUGGCUGAUGCAGUACUAUUAAAGUGUAAAAAAUUAAUGACGAUACCUCAAAUCAAACGAGUAUGGAGAAACAAGAAGACACACGUUAGAGAAAUGCUGCUCAGAGAAAGGAGGUACCGUGAAGCUACUGGCGGAGGCAUAGACUUGGAUUUGGAAAAAUCGAUUUCGAAAGCUGCAGCUUCGUUCACGGAGGGUGAAGCUGAACUUGCCAGGGCUUUGGGACGCGAAGCUGUAAUGGCGGGUUUGGGAAAAUUUGAGAGUUAUGUCGAUAAGACUAGUAAGGAUGAUAGUGGAUCAUCCCCAGAAAGUAUAGGGAAUAUGGACGGUAGGCGGGUUGGUGGGAGGGCUUCGAGGCAGGAGUGGGUUGGUGGGAGGGAUGGAGGGAAACUACUCACACAGCGCCCUAAGUCUAUCUGCGAUUUGAGCGAUAGCUCUCUUGAAGAGGGCGAAAUAGGGCGGAGCAGGCGGAGAUUCGACUCCGAUUCAAGCAGCCCGCCCGAAAAAAGACGUCGUUCCUCGGAAACAGAAGUGUGUCGGCUACAGAUGGAGCUUUUAAAGGAAGAAAGAGCAAUUUUCACCAAGAUAUCGGUUGCCAUGGACACACUCGUCUCCCUCCUCAAUCACCAACUUGAGCUCACGCGGUGCCUGCUUGAGAAGAUCGACGGAAGGAGGAACGGGAUUGUACCUGGGACAAAGCCAAGUUGGGAUCCCACUGAUGGGGAUCCCAACCUGGCUUUGUCCCACAAAUCUUUAUCAUUUUCAUAG
Molecule: messenger RNA, 1985 nt
Organism: Cylicocyclus nassatus
Lineage: Eukaryota; Metazoa; Nematoda; Chromadorea; Rhabditida; Strongylidae
Source: the annotation of a GenBank genome assembly